This is a messenger RNA of Pyricularia oryzae 70-15, 588 nucleotides long. RefSeq lists its product as uncharacterized. The record is from RefSeq and is a predicted model, not a curated record. NCBI's taxonomy places the organism in Eukaryota, Fungi, Ascomycota, Sordariomycetes, Magnaporthales, Pyriculariaceae. Bases 1 to 588 code for a protein of 195 amino acids. The transcript has 2 exons.
AUGAAGCUCCUACCUGGUGAUUUACUCAAAGAGCAAGGCGGGGUGGACCGGGCCAGAGGGUGCGAGGAGAUGGAAUUGAGUCCUAUAAAUGAGCGCCUCUGUAAUGCUUCACAAUACUCCAACAAGAAUGGGGCAACGCAGUGUAUGAACGAGUAUUGCGUGGUAUUCAGAAACAAAGUUGAUGCACGGCUGGAAGAAGUCAGUCAAGAAUUCAUCCGACUCAAAGAGAAAAAUAGUCAACUUGAAGAGGAAAUUCAGGAGCUCAACACGCGAAAUCAACAACUACAAGCCGAGAUUAAUCGCUUGGCUCAACUGUAUGGGAGGCAAGAAGAGGACGACCCCCGCCAGCUCGCAGUGAAUCAACUCUUCAAAGACUUGCGGAUAUUGUUGAACAAUCAAACUGCUAGCCAGAAGACCGAGAGCCAGCCCUGGUCGGAUGAUGCGUUUGAGUUAUGCCGUGGGGUGCUCCCGGGCCGCCUCGUACGACAUGCUCAGCCGGAUGCCCAACUGCAAAGCUCUCGUCAGCCCGACGAGUCUUCAAAUCCUCUCCCGGGGCCUUCUAGCAGUCACUCGCUCACUUGGGGCUGA